Oenanthe melanoleuca is the source of this 4316-nucleotide messenger RNA. RefSeq names its product dynein regulatory complex subunit 3 (gene DRC3). The coding region runs from base 128 to 1696 and encodes 522 amino acids. NCBI's taxonomy places the organism in Eukaryota, Metazoa, Chordata, Aves, Passeriformes, Muscicapidae. The record is from RefSeq and is a predicted model, not a curated record. The transcript has 13 exons. Gene Ontology annotation, molecular function: protein binding.
GCCCUUAGCAACGCACCUGGGCUUCCUUAGCGACGGGCGCCGAGGCGCGAGUGGGAACCGGGAACCGGGAAUCAGGAACGGGAACAGACCCAGACCCCGGGGACCUGCGGGCUGAUUCUGUCUCACAAUGAGUCAGUUUGUCAGUAAUAUUGAGCCAAACAUUAUUGAUGAUGAAAUGGUUCAGAAAGCCAUCGAAGAGAAGUGUCCAGAGGACCUUGGAGAUAUUGCCAGAAGGGAAAUCACUAACUGGAAGGUUGUGACAGAGCUACAACUUAGUUUUAAAAGCAUCCUGCAGAUUGAUAAUCUGUGGCCAUUAGAGAAUCUGACUAAGCUGCAGCUGGACAACAACUUCAUUGAGAAGAUAGAAGGUCUGCAGAGUCUGGUUCACCUUGUAUGGCUUGACCUGUCCUUCAACAAUAUUGAAGUAAUUGAGGGCCUGGAUACUCUUGUCAAGCUUCAGGACCUUAGUCUCUACAGUAACAGAAUAUCUAAAAUUGAGCACAUGGACACAUUGCAAGAGCUGCAGAUUUUCUCCAUAGGGAAGAAUAAUCUGACCAUUCUGGAAGAUGUUGUCUGCCUCAGGAGGUUAAAAAGCUUACGGACACUGAACCUCAGUGGGAAUCCUUUCUGCAGAGAGGAGCACUACACACUGUUUGUUGUUGCUCAUCUUCCAAACUUGGUCUACUUGGACUUCAAGCUGGUGAGAGGCUCCACGAGAAAAGUUGCAGCUUUAAAGUAUCGAGAUCUUACUAAGCCAUUGGAACAAGAGGAGGCUCAGGUCCUUGCUCUGCAGGAGACACAAGAGGCAAAGCAGAAGGAGCUGGACUACCACCAGACAGCCUUUGUUGAGUACCUGAAUGGAUCAUUCCUGUUUGACAGUCUGUAUGAAGAGGAUAGAGAUGCUGCCAAACUGGCUUUCCUCCCUGGAGUGGAGGACCUGCUGCAGGCAUACAAGGAGGAGUUUGUCUCAGUUUGUGUGAAUCUGUUUAACUAUGGACUGGAAGAGUAUGAAAAACGAGAAGCUGAAGUCUCUAAAUUCUACAAAAGGUACCAUGAAAUUCUGACAGUCAACCAGGAAGAAAGCAAGAGGAUAAUCUCAGACUUCGAGAGUCAGAACCAAAGGAGGCUGGAUGAGCUUUAUCAGGCUGGGAGUGGCGACCUUGCUGAGUCUGAAGUAGCCCAGGGCAAGGAGGAGAUCCGUCAGCUCUGGGAUGCACUCAUGACCUUGGAAGCGCUGGUGUCCAACGACCUGGAGGAACUGCUACAGGAUUUUAAAAGAAGCAUCGAUGUCAUAGCAUCAACAUUCACUGAAAGCAUUCAAGGGAUAUUUAACCAGUGCCGGGAUCUGGAAAAUGAACACCAUAAAAAGCUGAUGAAGAUUGUCAUCGCCACCCAGGAGAAACUGGACAUGGAUCCCUUUGAUGACAGUUUGCCAGAGGAUGUUCAAAGGCUCUUCGACGACAAAAAGACCAUUGUGAACAUCGUCAAUAUGGCCCACAGCAUCCGCCUGCGGAAGAUUGAUAAGCGAGAGAGCGACAUGCUCUGCAACAUCUACCAGUGGCAGAUCUCAGCGACAGAGAAGGCUUUCCAAACUGAGAACGACAGAAACCGCGCCUGUAUCGGAAAGAUCCUUUGCUUCAUCAACACUCUGCAGAAGGAGCUGGAUAAUGCAGUGAGCCUGAAUCCUAAGGAAUAGGGCUGGGGGCUACCUCAGCUGGGGCACACAGGACAGCCCCCAGCAGGAACAGCUGCCUCUCUAUGCCCAAGUUGCCUGGGACAUUUCAGACCAAAUGCAUAUUUCUUCCAUCCUACCAUAAACUGCAAAUAAAAGCUCCUUCUUGACUCUGGAAAAGCAUCCGAAGCCCUGUCUCUUCCAUCACAUUGGCACAAAGCCCGUGCAGACAACUCAGACCUGGUCACAAGGGGUUAUGGAUCAGCUGUGAGCUGAUUGAACCAAAUCAUCGUAGCAUAUCAUGCCUGAAAGCUUCAGUACCUGCGAGCUCAGUGGCAGGAACCUGUGAGCCACUGGCACGAGGCAGCAGCUCGGGAGAGGAGCGCUCUCCAUCAAACCACCCCCGAGAUAACAGCAGGUUUCCAGCUCAGCAAGCACAAGGCUGGUGGGGGCUCCGUAUGCCUGGGAGCCUCAUCUUCUCACCCCUUCUCACAAGCGGCUUUCUGCAGCGUGAGCAGAGCAGCCCCCAGCCAGCAGGAAGGGAAAUCAAUGGUUCCACAGGAGCUCACGCGCCGCCGCUCGCGACAGCCAAGCGAGGAGUCAUUAAUUCCCCUCCUUGCUCGGUGACAGCCGCUGCCACGCUCGCUUGUGGGCAGCGUCUGAGGAACGCUGCUGGCCGGGGCGGGGCUGCUCCAGGCAGGCAGCAAGAAGGUGGGAAGGUUAAACGAGAGGGUGGCUGUGUGUGCACGCCAGGGACAGAGCAGGACACAGAAAACCCUGUGGCCGGUGCUGCCUGUCAAACACAGAUUCAGCUCAUCGUGCUCUGUGCUUCUGAACAUGGCCGGAGCCCAGGUUUUACCCCUCUUGCUCCAGGAGUAUCCAGUUGUCUCCUUGCUAUCACUUCAGCUUCAUGGAGCAGUUCACACAGAAGUUAAUGUCUGCUCUGGUCUAUGAUUUUUAAUACUUGGAGCCAUCCCAGCACCUUCCCAUAACCUGGUAGCAUAGGACCACCCCACAGUUUGGUGACUGAAACAAAGACACACAGCUUUUGGUACCUCACAGGGGCGAGUCUUUAAUGGAACACAGAGACCCUGGUGUUACAGACAGGCACGCCGAGGGAUGAACAACAGAUGCAGUGGAGUCUGUUUUCAGAUUUCCAUAACAAGUGUGUGUCAGGAGCUGGCAGCUAUGAAGACAUGUGGCAUAUGCUGGGUAUGUCUGUGCCGUGCCCUGCCCAGGAAGCUGUUUCUUCUGUGGAGCUCCUCUGAUGAGUUACAGACACCAGGAAAGGCUGGAACUGCUGGCUUGGGGAUUCAGAGGAAACUCACCUUGACCUUUCCUCCUUGUGUGCUGCACUGCAGCAGGCAAUCCAAGUGAAGAGCUGCCCACAAAACCACAGCACAUGAAGCUGAUCCCAGGAAAAGUGGAAUGGCAGGAAGGCGGCUACCAUCCACUGGGUCAGGCCAGCAAAUCCCAGCUGGACAUUUUCUUUCUGUGCCGUGCCCUGCCCAGCUGCCUCAGUCCUGCAACAGCUUGUGUUUUACAGUGGAGCUCUCUGAGCAGAGGUGAACAAAGAGAGUCCCAGCUGCUGUGCGAGCGCGCAGCUCACACAGGUCAUAGUCGUGGGCCCACUCCACGUUGCCCCAGCGCCGAAUCUGAAGGAGAGGAGGAACAUGGAUUACAUUCAAAUCACCUCAGCAACUCUCAGCUUCCCUUCUCAUGUUUGUGAAGCACAGGUAACCCCUCCCAGGAACUGAGAUGAUCCUCGACUGCUGAGGCAGGGAUAUCUCGAGAUGAGGAUGUGCUUCAUCUGAACUGAGGUCUGAAGCAAAGCCUCUUAACAGGAGGAUGAAAAGAUUUUCAACUUCAACCACUUUUGGGACAAGGAGAGCUUCACACCAAGCUAAUUUCUAGCAAGCUUGAUAUCUUGGUGUCUAUCAAAGCCUCCAGACUGGAUAACCCUCAGCAGGAGAAGCCAGCCACAACUUUGCACUUCAGAUUAGAGAGGGAGAAAAGCAGCCAUCUGGGCUCUGUGAAAAGAAACUGGCAGCCCUGGGAGCACUCUGGGCUGGUGUGCCCAUGGUGUUGCUCUGCAGCAGCACGCUCCAAACGCUCUCAGACAGGGAGACUGGUGGAGUGGAACGUCUCCUGCUACAGCAGGCACUUCCCUUGCCAGUUAUUUGUGGUGGGGGAUGCAUUUGUCAUGCUGAGAUUAUUGCUAUUUGAAUUAUAGGGCUGUUUUGUAACAUAAUUUACCUGGUAUUCUUCCUCCAGGCGAGACAGAAGCACAGCUUUCUCUACUGUAAUGUGCCUGUCAAUCAGGCUCAUGGACAGAAUCAGCGAUUUCAGCUGGGUGAUUACAAAUUCUAUACCUGGAAGGGAAUAACCCAAACCAAACAAGAUUCAUAGAUGGUUUCUGCAGCAUUACAGCAGCAUCUUCACAUGCUCUGAAGGGACAGGCAGGCUGUGGUACCCCCUCGGGGAGGGCCAGUGAUCCUCCCACCUGCACCUGGGCACUCAGAUCUGUUAACAGCAGGCACAGAGCACUGUGCUGACCCUGCCACCACAGUGACAAAGGCCAAGCCACCUCCUUUUAUUCUGUCACAACCCUUCCCUGUGCAAAGCAAAGAAAUAUCCAUCCAGG